CCCCCAUGUGACAUCAUCCUCCCUUGGCUCAGCUGCUUUGGCCUCCCGGGGUUGCAGGUGCUAAUUUGGGAGCCGCUGGGCCCUGACCUUAUUGAGUGCCAGCAGCAGAAACAUGGGGCUCUGGAGCUUCCUCCUGGUGGCUCUCCUGGCUCUGGGGACUCAGCUGCCUGCUGCCUCUGGCUGGAAGAAGGGAGAGAAGUGGGGGAGCUGCCCGCCUGAUGAUGAGCCCUGCCUCCUGUCAGUGCCCGAUCAGUGCGCUGGUGACAGCCAGUGUCCUUCAACCAAGAAGUGCUGCUACCGAGCUUGCUUCCGCCAGUGUGUCCCCAGGGUCUCAGUGAAGCUGGGGAGCUGCCCCGAGGACCGGCUGCACUGCCUCAGCCCCACCAGGCACAUGUGCAGCCAAGACUCCGACUGCAUGGGCAGGAAGCGGUGCUGCCGCGGCGCCUGUGGCCGGGACUGCAGAGACCCCGUCAGAGGCUGAUUCUGGCUGAAGACCUACAGUUCUGCAACUCGGGUGGAGUUCCCGGGGACCGGCACCCACAGCGACAUCCCUCCUGGAGGCAGUUUCAAUCUUCUGAUUAACUGACCUGCUGUCACCGCCCUGCAACCCGUGGCCUCUGGCUUGUCCCCCUGGAUGCCAAGGUCCACAGCCUGAAGGUCCACACCAGUCGCAAGCACUCCUCUUCGUCUCCCUAGCACCCGCAGCCACUGCCACACUGAGCUCCUCGUGUCUCUGCACGUUCUGUUUCCUCCACCGAAACGCCCAGCUCCGGCAGGCCUGAGCCCACCUGCAGCCUCCAGAUGAAGUCCUCGCAGGAUUUCCCAAACGUUGGUCCAUUCACAUAUCUUUUCCCAAUUCUUGCCACACCUGCAAACCAGCACGGUGACGUCUCACAUGCUGCCUCUACCGUGGACCUCACGUCUUCUUUAAAUGACCCACUUUCAACUUAUUUCAAGAGAAAACUCGAUAUCACUGCUGUAAAUGAGAGGCGCAAGAUCAAUGGCCACAAGUCGAAUGUAAUUGUGAAAACAAAUGCAAUGAAAAUAGUUCAGGUCCAUUAAAUUAAAUCGUGUCCAAUAAAUCAGAUUAUUAAACUCGAGCUAGAUACGGCCACCCGCCAAGACUGAACGGGAAGCCUGCUCCCUGUCUCUGUUUUAAUAAAUGGAGAUCGGCAAGGGUUAAAGAGAAA
Molecule: messenger RNA, 1190 nt
Organism: Ictidomys tridecemlineatus (thirteen-lined ground squirrel)
Lineage: Eukaryota; Metazoa; Chordata; Mammalia; Rodentia; Sciuridae
Product: WAP four-disulfide core domain protein 5
Cellular component (GO): extracellular region
Molecular function (GO): peptidase inhibitor activity
Source: RefSeq, a predicted model, not a curated record